GUCUAGUUUCAUCACCAUUUGAUCAAUACAAUAACUCCUGGGUCUCUAUGCCUUUGGCGAUACAAUGAUAUUCUUCAAAAUUCUGGCAUAUUGAAUUUUCUAUCAAGUUACAAGAUGGAGACUUUUAAAUCUAAUUUUGAUUUUUGGUUCAAGGUGAUGCUGUUAAUGAAUACUUCAAGUUGGUGUGUGGAUCCUAUGUGUUCGGUGCCAUGACCGGUCUCCUCAGCUCAUGUAGUGCAAGCUCUGUAAGUACAUUAUUAUUAAUAAAUAUUAUAUGUACCUAAGUCCGGAACAGAAAUAUAGAUAAGAGAACAAUAAUCCGUUCAAAAACAUUUUCAAAGUGAAUUAGCAAGUAAAGCUGUGAAUGGAAACAUUUAGCAUGUUCAAUUUUCUGCACCAAAUCUUUCAGCAGAAACUGCCUAACAAACAUAUCAAUGAAUCAUAUUGUGAGAUUACAUAUUAUUGUCUCCUAUUUAAAGCAGUUAUUUAACACAAUUAAUUCGUCGAUAUGCUUUUUAGGCAGUUUCAACUGCAGUCAUAUAGCAUUUUGGUGCAUAAAGUAGAACAUGCCUUGGUACAUUGGCAAUUCACAGCUUCACUUGCUAGAUUACCGAAACAAUUACUUCACUUGUCUAUUUAUUUAUUUUUAACACAAAAAGGAAAAAAGAUAAAUGUGCUUAAUUUGUGAUAGCUUAUCCUUUUAUAAGGAAUGCCAUAUUUGUGAUAGCUGAUCAUUUUAAGUUUGUCAUUGAAUGGUCAUAAACUAUCAAUUCAAGUGAUCACAAACUCACAGUCGCGCAUUUCUCACGGUCAUAUACGUUGGAAUGAUAAAAAUGUUUCAUUUUAUAGGUAUGUGUUUUGUUGAUGUUUAACAUAUACUCAUCGUGAGUUUAAUUAGGCAAGUCUUUUUUUUGCUCAAGACCGUUUUAAUUUCCCCCUAAUGCUGAUUAAUUUUUCAAUAUGGAAGAAACAAAUUAGUGAACUCAUACAAGAGACUGCAUCCCUAGCUUGGUACGACCAGAAAUAUACUGCUGGUACUAAAUCAUUACAACAACAACAACAACAACAUUUCAUUUAGACUUAGUUUUUCAUCAGAUACGAAAAUUUUCUAGUCUUUUUCAUAAAAUACUUGUUGGACAAGGCGAUAAUUUCAAAUUAACCUGCUUUAGUCUUACUUUGAAUUGUUUCUUGUCCGCUACAAAAUUAAGUCAAGCCUGACGUUUUGACAUAUGUAUUCACGAGGGUCCUUUUACUUCAAAAAGACAGCUACACGUGAGCACAUAUCAAGUUUUGAACUAGUACAUGUACAUGCAGUGGGGACGUAGGAUGUGAUUGAUAUAAAUGUGACCUAAUUGUAAUCAGAUCUUCAUUAACUUGCUUAAUGAAAUUUACAUUUUUAGCAAAAGAAAAAAAGGAAGCCAAUCGGUGAUUUAGAAAAAUUAUAACGUAGAUGAACCAAAGGCCAAAGCAUGUAAAGUUGAUCAUAAGUUCAUUAUUCAUAACUCUAGGUUCCUUUGGAUUCUUCCUACGUUCACUAACUAUAAAUAUCGUACUGAAAAAUGGAUUAUCUUUAAAAGGAUGAAUAUAGGAUUGAUUGGUUAUCUCUAACAACAGCCCUGCGUCCAAAGUUGCAAACGCUACAUUUACAUAUAUAUGGUUACCGACUUACAGUUACUACUUACUACUAGAGAAUCGUAUCUCAAAGGGUGUCAAUUUUUGUUUCCCUCGACGAGUUUCCACAUAUGACAUGCCUCUGCUAUUGGCUCUUCAAUAACCAAACACUUAUUGACAAAAAGAACUUUACCUCUCGGGCUAAUCUUUUAUAGCUAGCACUUGUAAGAAAAAAACUAGUGAUUAGGCCUGGAGUAGCAUAUUAAUUGGUUUGAGACAAACAAAAGGACAUAUAGAUAACAGGACACGAGACACAAGACCUAACACGUUUUGGAUGAUCGCUCUCACCUUUACCUAAUUAGCAAUUAGCCUACUCAACUAUCUUUCCUUUACUAUACAUCCCACCAUCUUAAUUGUAUCAUUUCCAAAACUCUCCUACGUCCUAUUUGUUACUACAUCGUAACUUAUGCUCUAUAACAUUUAAUUAUUCUAACCAUCACUACAUUUAAGCAGGUUUAUGAUGAUAAAUAGACUAACCCCAUCCCAUCCAAUUGAUAGUAAGCAAACACAAACCGUCAUCAGUCUAUGACUUUAACUAAAGGUAAAUUAAUCAAAUCAUCAUCAGCCUUAGCUACGCAUUAAACAAAACGACAAUACUUGUGGGGCCCAGUUACGGACCAAACCGGUUUUCAAUAGAUGAGUGUAAGAGACAGAUUAAUUUCGGUUUAGCGGAGAAAAAAAAAGAAAGAAAGAUAAUCGCCGUUGCUGACGUGACGUCACCGCCGAUUCUUAUCCUCAAUGGAGACGACGCCGGAGACUCAACCAAAAUCCCAAUCGCAAACCGGCUCCUCCCACCGUCUCCCGCCGGGACGCGAGGACUGGUGGAGCGAGGACGCGACGGCGACGCUGAUCGAAGCGUGGGGAGACCGCUACGUCAACCUCAGCCGGGGAAACCUCCGGCAGAACGACUGGAGAGAGGUCGCCGACGCGGUGAACUCGAUCCACGGCGGCGGCGGCGGCGGGAGGCCGAAGACGGACGUGCAGUGCAAGAACCGGAUCGACACGCUGAAGAAGAAGUACAAGACGGAGAAGGCCAAGCCUUGUCCUUCGUCCUGGUGCUUCUUCGAGAGGCUAGACUUCUUGAUCGGUCCCGUCGCGGCGAAGAAGUGUACCGGAGUUGUGAGACCGGCGGUGGUGAAGAAUCCGACCGGAUCUAAAUCGAGUGGGAGCUCUUUGGAUGAUGAGGAUGAGGAGGAGGAGGAUGAUGAGGUGGGUGAUUGGGGGUUUGUGGUGAGGAAGCAUAGGAGAGUGGAGGAUGUGUAUCCGAGUGGAGGUGAAGGUUCGUCGAGUAGGGAGCUGGCGAGAGCGAUUUUGAAGUUGGGAGAGGUGUACGAGAGGAUCGAAGGUGCGAAGCAGAGGAUGAUGGUUGAGUUGGAGAAGCAGAGGAUGGAAGCUGCCAAGGAGCUUGAGUUGCAGCGGAUGAACAUGUUGAUGGAUAUGCAGAUGGAGAUCGAAAGAUCAAAGCUUGGCAAACGUAGAGCUGUUGCUGCUUCAGAUAAGAAGUUGUCGGAUUAGAUUUUAUGGAGAAGCUAUACUGUGGUAGAGCAAGGGAGCAAUGGUUGGAUGAUCUGAGAAGCUCAUUCGGAGAAACUGUUAUUAUUCUUAAUCACUAGGUUUCAUUGUUAGAGCAAUGUUUUUUUUUUUUUAACUUAUUAUGUUUACUUAUCUUAUUUAGGGUACAUUGGUAGCAAAGCAGAUUGGUGAAAGAAACUCUUGUAGUAAUCUGACAGACAUAUCAACAUGUACUUUUUGUCAAGUGUUAAAAUGUAUUAUGGUUUGUGUA
Molecule: messenger RNA, 3454 nt
Organism: Raphanus sativus (radish)
Lineage: Eukaryota; Viridiplantae; Streptophyta; Magnoliopsida; Brassicales; Brassicaceae
Product: trihelix transcription factor ENAP1
Exons: 3
Coding region: 2410-3186 (258 amino acids)
Cellular component (GO): nucleus
Molecular function (GO): transcription cis-regulatory region binding
Source: RefSeq, a predicted model, not a curated record